Cotesia glomerata is the source of this 2153-nucleotide messenger RNA. RefSeq names its product SET and MYND domain-containing protein 4-like. Gene Ontology annotation, molecular function: protein binding. Bases 25 to 2058 code for a protein of 677 amino acids. Lineage: Eukaryota; Metazoa; Arthropoda; Insecta; Hymenoptera; Braconidae. The record is from RefSeq and is a predicted model, not a curated record. The transcript is spliced from 6 exons.
UUCCGUGUCGAAAAAUUACUAGCAAUGUUCGACAGUGACGAAAUAGAGAUAAAAAGUUACUUUAAAUCGAAUUUACUGGCAUGUCGGCAAGCGAUUGAUGACGAUUUUAAAAAAUUCGCUACUCUCGAUACAAAUGGCCAGCGCGUUUCUUUGCUGCUUAGUUAUCCGGAGGCGCAUGAACUGUCUCUGGAAGUCGAGAAUUGCCCGGUGAAAGAUCUUGAGAGUGCUUUGAAGCUCAAGGAAUCGGGGAAUAAAUAUUUUGGGUAUGGAAAUUUUCUCAAGGCUCUUGAGACUUAUUCAAGCGCUAUUUUGAUUACUCCUAAAAAAGAGCUAGGCAUAUUCCUAGCAAACCGUUCAGCAGCCCUGUACAACCUUACCCUCUUCGAAGAAGCUCUGAGCGACGCGAACGAAGCCUUCAAAAUCGGUUACCCUAAAGAACUGGCCUACAAGCUUGAAGAACGGCGUGCCCGAUGUCACUUGGCGCUGAAGAACAACUCAAAAGCGAUUUCUUCUUUCCAAAAAACGCUGACAUGCUUGGACGACACCAAGCUUUCCCUGAAGAAGAAGCAGAAGCUGGAGAUGGACGUCAGAAUGAUGCUAGCGGUGAUGGAGAAGGGAAAAGAGUUGAACAAGUCAAAGGACACUAAAAAAUCAACCGCUCAAAAUGGUUCAGAAAAAUUAAAACAAUCAGCGCCUAAGCGGCAGGUUCCCAAGAUACCGGACUGCAAUCCGCUGUAUCCAAACUGCAGCUCUUCCGUAGAGAUCCGCGAGUCUCCAGAUGUGGGAAGAUAUGGCGUUGCGACUCGCGACAUUGAACCAGGAGAACUUUUGAUGGUCGAGAAGCCAAUCAAUGUCGUUCUUCUCACGGAAUACAGACUGACCAAUUGUCACUACUGCUUUACGAAGAAUAUCGCUCCGUACCCUGCAGCUUGUGACACGUGCGCUGCUGUUGCUUACUGCAGCACAAAAUGCAGAGACGCUGACAGCACGAUUCAUUUUAAUGAGUGCAGUGUCCUGGUGCCACUCUGGCUGUCAGAAGCUUCGGUCACCUGUCUGAUGGCCAUUAAAAUCAUCAUCCAGAAGCCCUGGUCCAAGUUGAAGGCUCUGAAAGAAGAGUUUUACAAGUCGAGAGCUGGGUUUAAACCUUCUGCUGAUCAUCCUUACAAGGGAAGCGAUUAUGUCUGCUGUUGGUCACUUGUGACUCACGAAAGCGAAAGAACUAUCGACGACUUGUUCCACCGCGCUUACAUGGCAGCUUGGUUGCUCCGAGUCCUGAAGACCAGUCCCUAUUUUCCGGAAAGUGUUAAGACAGCACCUCAAGAACCGCUUUCUGAAGACGAGCUCUACGUUGCUGAUUUACUCUGUCAUCAUUUGCAGCUUUUGCAGUAUAAUACUCAUGAAAUUUCGGAGAUUAUUAAACCGAGAGGGGAGACAAAUCUCGCGAAAUGCAAAAGCAAUUUUAUUGGAGGCGGAUUGUUUCCUACGCCUGCUUUGUUGAAUCAUUCUUGUAAUCCAGGAAUUAUUCGUUAUUUCGUCGGCACAACAAUGAUUGUCCGCGCCAUCCGCACAAUAAAAAAAGGCGCUGAAGUCUGCGACAAUUACGGACCUAACUUCGCGACAGUGGCAGAGUCAGACCGUAAACGUAAAUUGCGGCUGGAUUAUUGGUUUGAUUGCAAUUGCGAAGCGUGCAGUCAACAUUGGCCGCUUCUCAGUGACAUAAAUCCCAAAAUCUUGAGGUUCAAAUGCGAAACUGGAGAAACUUGUGGCAACGUUCUGCACGUGAACGUCGAUUCGAACGAAUUCAUGUGCCUCUGCAGCAAGUGCGGUAAGAGCACCAACAUUAUGAAAAGCCUGAAAGCUCUCCAGGACACUGACGCGCUGUUCAAAGUUGCUUCGAGAUAUUUAGAAGACGGUGAAAAUUCCGAAGCGCUGGACACAUAUUUGAAAAUACUUAAAAUUUUUGACGAGACUCUCGCGCAUCCCAUCAAAGAUUAUUAUCUCUGUCAGCAAGGUGUCAGACUCAUUAUGCUUUCUCUUGGAAACACAGCUGUAAUAUAAAAUUUUCCAACGAAUGACAUUUAAAUUCGUAAACGUAUAAAAUAAUCAAUUAAGCAGUCAUGAUUGAUAAUCUUUACAUAACUUCGCAAAGUAGC